AUGGACGACCGAGACAGCAAGGCGGCACACAGGCGGCUGUCCAAGAAGACACGAGAGCGGGCGCCGCCCCCCGUCAGCUACAAUAACAAGUUCAGCACCGCGAACACCCUUAAACGCGCUCCCAGUGCCGCUUCCUAUUUCGAGAGGUCUGGCAGCUACAACUCGGGGCUUGGCAUCUCUCCAGCCGCGCACCCUGCCUCAUCCUCCAGUAGCCUCCGGAGGUCCCCCUCGUUGCUCACGCCGCUGACCGAGAGCCGCACCGUCAAUGCGAGCGGCGCAUACGGCUUCCACGACACCCCGUCCACGCAGAGCAGGCUCCCUUCUAGCCACGAGCUGGUCGGCGACUCGUUCACCAACAUCGUCGCCGGCGCAAACACGAACGUAUCCUCGUAUAGCUCCAAGCAGCUGCGCCCAACAGGCCCCGUGCAUUCGCAGACAGCCGACGGACAGCCCUCACGGUUCAAGAAGAGCCCCCGCCUGCGCCAGUCGACGUCCUUCCAGCAGCUCGCCCGCAAGAUGGAUACCCCGCCAUCGGGCACCAAGAGCCCGCGCAACCGGUACAGCGACGAGGGCGAUGGCGUGAAGAACAGGAAGACGGACGGCGGCAAGAAGAAGGGCACCUUCAGCACCUUCAUGAGCAACAUGCUGGGCUCGCCGCGCCGCCCGACCAUCUCGACGCCCACCAACCCCAUGCACGUCACCCACGUCAGCAUCGACAACGAGACGGGCGAGUUCACGACCGCUGCUAACUCGGUUCAGGGUCUUCCCAAGGAAUGGCAGCGCAUGCUCCAGCAGAACGGCAUUACAGAGCAGGAACAGAAGCAGCAUCCCCAGGCCGCAAUGGACGUUGUCAACUUCUACAAGAACAACGCCGAGAAGAACGGCGACGACGAGGUAUGGGAGAAGAUGGGCGCUGCUCACCCCCAUCACCAGUCGCUCAACCCCGGCUACGGAUCAGCCCAGCCCCUCAGUCCCCCGCAAAGUCCACGAUUCCCACGCAACGAGCACGAUAGCUUCGAAAACCCUCGAGCUCCACCCCCAGUACCUCUACCCCGCAGUCUGACGUCGCCCAUACCGAACACGCCCCAGCUCAAUGGCUCCAUCAUCCCUCACCGACCUGCUCCUCGCCCGCCAGGUGCUGCGUCAGGCUCAGCGAACCUCGUACCCAGCCGAGCUGCGCCUGCAGCGCCUGCAGCGCCUGCCCAGAUAGCCACCCAGCAAUCUCGCCAGGAGAAUGACAUGCCUCCGGUUGUCUACGCCUCUCCACAGGCCACGGAUAGCGCCUAUGGCACAUCAACAUCGUCAGCACCACGCAGCCGCGCAAAUACUACAGGUGGCACUCCUCCGCGAUUCGAAUCUCCCUCCAACAGCCAAACUGCGAUCUCGCCUGCUCAGCAAUACCAGCAGCAGCAGGCUCAAGCAAUGGCUGCGGCUCAACAUUCCAUGAGCAGCCACAAGCACCAGCCGCCUCAUCUCGGUCGAAGCGUCAGCCAGAAGGUGCCGCAAUCGCAACCAUUCAAUCAUGGACCACCAGCACAUGUACAGCCCUCGCCUCAACAGCAACUUGCCCAGCAAAUGGACCCUCAAAACAUCCCUCUACCUUCGCAGCAGGCACGCGUUGGCCCAGCACCCCGACCAAGGCAAAGACCGAGGCAAAGCCAGGGUCCUGACAUUGUUGCCAAGCUCAACGCGAUUUGCACAAACGCCGAUCCUACAACUCGUUACCGCCAGCUGAACAAGAUUGGUCAGGGUGCGUCCGGUGGUGUGUACCAAGCGUACGAAAAUGGCACCAACAAGUGCGUAGCCAUUAAGCAAAUGAACUUGGAGCAGCAGCCCAAGAAGGAUUUGAUUAUUAACGAGAUCUUGGUUAUGAAGGACAGCAAGCACAAGAACAUCGUCAACUUCAUGGACAGCUUCCUUGUACGAGGUGAUCUGUGGGUCGUCAUGGAGUACAUGGAGGGUGGCAGUUUGACUGAUGUGGUGACCUUCAAUAUCAUGUCAGAAGGUCAGAUUGCUGCGGUAUGCAGGGAGGUUCUUCACGGUCUCCAGCACCUGCACUCCAAGGGGGUUAUCCACCGAGACAUCAAGUCUGACAACAUUCUUUUGUCUCUGGAGGGCAACAUCAAGCUCACCGAUUUCGGAUUCUGCGCACAGAUCAACGAGCACCACAACAAGCGCACGACCAUGGUCGGAACUCCGUACUGGAUGGCGCCAGAAGUUGUUACUCGCAAGGAGUAUGGUCGCAAGGUCGAUAUCUGGUCAUUGGGCAUCAUGGCCAUUGAGAUGAUCGAGGGAGAACCGCCGUACCUGAACGAGAGCCCGCUGCGCGCACUAUGGCUCAUUGCUACUAAUGGCACGCCCCAAAUCAAGGAGGAGCACGCGUUGUCACCUGUCUUCCGCGAUUUCCUUGGGUUUUCGCUCAAGGUUGACCCUGAUAAGCGCGCGAGUGCCCACGAUCUUCUUGUGCACCCCUUCAUUCAGACAUCAGAACCACUCAACACCCUCGCACCACUUGUUCUGUCUGCACGGAAAGCAAGAGCUGAUGAGAGGAAGAAGAAGGGCGGUAUGUGA
Messenger RNA from Macroventuria anomochaeta, 2571 nucleotides. Its product is annotated as Pkinase-domain-containing protein. The transcript is spliced from 4 exons. Gene Ontology annotation, biological process: intracellular signal transduction; protein phosphorylation; regulation of MAPK cascade. Lineage: Eukaryota; Fungi; Ascomycota; Dothideomycetes; Pleosporales; Didymellaceae. Gene Ontology annotation, molecular function: protein serine/threonine kinase activity; ATP binding. Gene Ontology annotation, cellular component: cytoplasm. The record is from RefSeq and is a predicted model, not a curated record. Bases 1 to 2571 code for a protein of 856 amino acids.